Aspergillus glaucus CBS 516.65 is the source of this 1638-nucleotide messenger RNA. Its product is annotated as sugar porter family MFS transporter. Gene Ontology annotation, biological process: carbohydrate transport; transmembrane transport. The transcript is spliced from 4 exons. Gene Ontology annotation, cellular component: membrane. NCBI's taxonomy places the organism in Eukaryota, Fungi, Ascomycota, Eurotiomycetes, Eurotiales, Aspergillaceae. Gene Ontology annotation, molecular function: carbohydrate:proton symporter activity. The coding region runs from base 1 to 1638 and encodes 545 amino acids. The record is from RefSeq and is a predicted model, not a curated record.
AUGGCCAUCGGCAACAUCUAUGUGAUUUCCGGCGUCGCCGUCGUCGGCGGUGCCCUCUUUGGCUUUGAUAUCUCGUCGAUGUCAGCCAUCUUGAGUACCACCUCCUACAAAUGUUACUUCAACCAAGGUCCCAAAGGUCCCCCGUUCAACAAUGACGAACAGUGUUCUGGUCCGACUUCGCUGCGACAGGGUGGUAUCACCGCUGCUAUGCCCGCUGGUUCCUGGCUGGGUGCCCUGAUUUCUGGUUUCCUCUCGGAUAUUCUUGGUCGUCGGUACGCCAUCAUGAUUGGCUGUAUCAUUUGGCUCAUCGGAUCAGCUAUCUCCUGCGCUUCACAGAACAUGGGUAUGCUCAUUGUUGGUCGUGUCAUCAACGGCUUGUCUGUGGGAAUCGAGUCUGCCCAGGUCCCUGUCUACAUUUCGGAGCUGUCGCCGCCGUCAAAGCGUGGUCGCCUGGUUGGCUCACAACAAUGGGCUAUUACUUGGGGUAUUUUGAUCAUGUAUUACAUCUCCUUUGGCUGCUCGUAUAUCGGUGGUCAAAAGUCCUCAGACUACAACACUGCCACCUUUCGGAUCCCAUGGGGUCUCCAGAUGAUUCCCGCCGUCUUUCUCUUUGUUGGCAUGAUGUUCCUCCCCGAGUCGCCCCGUUGGUUGGCGCGGAAAGAUCGCUGGGAAGAAUGCCACUCGGUUUUGACAUUAGUUCAUGGCAAGGGUGACUCCAACAGCCCUUUCGUGGUCACAGAAAUGCAGGAGAUUCAGGACCUGUGCGAAUUUGAGCGACAAAACAAGGAUGUGACAUAUCUUGAGCUGUUCAAGCCCGCCAUGCUCAACCGUACCAUGAUCGGAAUGUUCACUCAAAUUUGGUCCCAGCUGACUGGAAUGAACGUUAUGAUGUACUAUAUUACCUACGUUUUCCAAAUGGCCGGAUUCUCCGGUGAUGCCAACCUGAUUGCCUCGUCAAUUCAGUACAUCAUCAACGUUGUCAUGACUAUUCCAGCUCUUCUCUGGAUGGACCGUUGGGGUCGUCGCCCAACCUUCUUGAUCGGUUCCGCACUCAUGAUGAUCUGGAUGUACGCCAACGCAGGUAUUAUGGCAUCAUACGGUACACCUGUCCCGCACGACCAAAGAUCAACUCCCGAGGAAUCCAUGAGCUUGAGAGGCGCCCCCGCCAAGGGUCUGAUUGCAUGCACAUACCUCUUCGUCGCCAGCUACGCAGUCUCCUUCGGACCAGCAUCGUGGGCCUAUCCACCCGAGCUGUACCCCCUGCGUGUUCGUGGUAAGGCCGUGUCGCUGUCUACCUCAGCCAACUGGGCCUUCAACACCGCACUGGGUCUUUUUGUUCCCGUUGCCUUUGAGAACAUCAGCUGGAAGACGUACAUCAUCUUUGGUGUCUUCUGCACAGCCAUGCUCAUCCACAUUUUCUUCAUGUUCCCCGAGACUGCCGGAAAGACCCUCGAAGAGACGGAGCACAUCUUCACCGAUCCGAAUGGUAUCCCGUAUAUCGGUACGCCGGCAUGGAGAACCACGAAGCAGACUGCUGCCGUCGCUGCGUUGGAGCGGGGAGAUGUCGAGGCGGUUUUGGAGAGGAAGCAGGUGGCUGCGCAACAUGCUGAGGUUGUUGACCCUGAGAAGUCGGGAUGA